AUGGACGAGCUAAAUAUAAAGCUUGGUCAGAAUAUCAACACCCUCAAUGCCUAUCUUGAUGCAUCAGAGCUACCUCGUCCCUCCUUCGAUAGAGAUACCCCGCCGGUUGUCCUUCCUCACGAUGCACCCCCAGAAGUCCAGGAUGCCCGACAGCAGAUCAUGGAUGCCUCCCUACGUUUGUUUCGUCUUGCUGCUGGACCGAGCGAGUACAUCAGUAAUUUCCGAACAGGGUUCAACGAGACGGCAGUGGUCCAAUGGCUCGUACACUUUCAGAUAUUCGACAUCGUGCCGACAGAGAAAUCCAUUUCGUAUGCAGAGCUGGCUGACAAGGCUAAUGUCGCAGUCGUCCACGCAAAGAGCAUCAUCCGCAUGGCGAUGACCAGUGGGGUUUUCGAGGAGCCCGAGCCUCAACAAGUUGGACACUCUGCCAUAUCGCUGUAUAUUCGGAAUAAUCAGCACGAGCGGACGCGCGCUUCAUAG
Molecule: messenger RNA, 480 nt
Organism: Aspergillus puulaauensis
Lineage: Eukaryota; Fungi; Ascomycota; Eurotiomycetes; Eurotiales; Aspergillaceae
Exons: 2
Coding region: 1-480 (159 amino acids)
Molecular function (GO): methyltransferase activity
Source: RefSeq, a predicted model, not a curated record